Melozone crissalis (California towhee) is the source of this 1480-nucleotide messenger RNA. Its product is annotated as long-chain fatty acid transport protein 1-like. Gene Ontology annotation, cellular component: plasma membrane; mitochondrial inner membrane. Gene Ontology annotation, biological process: phosphatidylserine biosynthetic process; response to insulin; positive regulation of protein serine/threonine kinase activity. Gene Ontology annotation, molecular function: long-chain fatty acid transmembrane transporter activity; long-chain fatty acid-CoA ligase activity; fatty acid transmembrane transporter activity. The record is from RefSeq and is a predicted model, not a curated record. NCBI's taxonomy places the organism in Eukaryota, Metazoa, Chordata, Aves, Passeriformes, Passerellidae.
AUGCACCCGGCGGGGCCGGUCGCGCUCUCGCUGGGCUCGCUGGGGCUGCUGCGGCUGCUCGGGGCCCCGUGGGGCUGGAGCGCGGCGGCGGCGCUGGGGCUGGGGCUGGGCACCGGGGGGUGGCGGCUGCUCCGGAUCAUCGUGAAAACGGCACCGAGAGACCUCUUCGGCCUGUACGUGCUGCUCCGCGUGCGGUUCCAGCUGUCCCGGCACCGCCGCCGGUGCCGCUCGGUGCCGGCGCUGUUCGCGGCGGUGGCGCGGCGCGUCCCGGCCAAGGCGGCGCUGGUGGACGCGGCGUCGGGCGCGGCGUGGUCGUUCUCGCACCUGGACCGGGUGUCCGACGCGCUGGCGCACCUGUGCCGCGGCCGCGGGCUCGGCGCCGGCGCCGUGGUCGCCGUGUUCAUGGAGUCCCGGCCCGAGUUCGUGGCGCUCUGGCUCGGCUGGGCCAAGGCCGGCGCGGAGGCGGCGCUGCUGAGCUCGCACCUGCGCGGGGAGGGGCUGCUGCACGGCAUCACCUGCGCAGCGCGCACGGGCGCACAGGCUGUGGUGUUCGGCACUGAGCUGGGAGCAGCCCUCUCCGAGGUGAGCUCUGCCCUGGGCCCGAGGCUGCAGAAAUUCUCCUGGGGCCCCCCGGAUUUGGGGCCCAUCCCAGAGGGGACCCAGGCCCUGGAGCCCCUCCUGGAGAGAGCCCCCAAAACGCCCCUGCAGGACGGGCCCGGCAAGGGCAUGGACGACCGUCUGUUCUACAUCUACACCUCGGGCACCACCGGCCUGCCCAAGGCGGCCAUCGUGGUGCACAGCAGGUAUUUCCGCAUCGCCGCCUUUGGUUAUUUCGCCUUCCGGAUGCGCCCCGAUGACGUCAUCUACACCUGCCUGCCGCUCUACCACUCUGCAGGGAACAUCCUGGGGGUGGGGCAGUGCCUCCUGCACGGCCUCACCGUCGUCAUCCGCAGGAAAUUCUCGGCCUCCAGAUUUUGGGACGAUUGUGUCAAAUAUCGCUGCACGGUGGUGCAGUACAUCGGGGAGCUGUGCCGGUACCUGCUGGCCCAGCCGCGCCGCGAGGCCGAGCGCCGGCACCGGGUGCGUUUGGCCGUGGGCAAUGGGCUGCGGGCGCCGCUCUGGGCGCCGUUCCGCGAACGCUUCGGCAUCGCCCGCAUCGGCGAGUUCUACGGCGCCACCGAGUGCAACUGCAGCGUGGCCAACCUCGACGGAAAGGUGGGCGCCUGUGGGUUCAACAGCCGCCUCCUGCCCAACGUUUACCCCGUUCGGCUGCUCCGCGUCCGUCCGGACUCGCUGGAGCUGCUCCGGGAUUCCCGCGGCCUCUGCAUCCCCUGCGCCCCAGGAGAGCCCGGCCUGCUGGUGGGCCGCAUCGACCAGCGGGACCCCCUGCGCCGCUUCGACGGCUACGUCAGCGCCGGCGCCACGCGCAGCAAGAUCGCGCACGACGUGCUGGCCAAGGGCGACCAGGCCUACCUGUCAG